AUGUCAGGCUUGACAACUACUAAUUUUUAUGGAAGUCGCAAACAUAAUAGUGAAAUAACAUCUCCAUCUUUAUCUUCAUUAAGUAAGGUAAGACGUGAGCAAUGUCAUUUUCUUAACAUAAAACGAUUACAAGGUCCACCAAUUGGUUGGAAAGUCUUUCCAAGACAACAUGAAGCUAUUAAGUAUGCAUCAAUCAAAGCAAAUGGUUGUAUGACAUUUACUUAUGAACAAAGCACUGGUCAAAGAGCUUUUAUGGUUGCCCAUCCCGAAACGUUUUGGUAUUAUGACUCUAUAAGGCCUUUUAACAAAAGACAUACAUAUGAAAUAAUUACUGAAAACCAUCCUUGUAAAUUGUAUUUUGAUAUAGAGUUUGAAUAUAAAGAAAAUCUUAAUUCAAAUGGUAUUCAAAUGUUAGAAACGUUCGACCAAAGUGAAUGUCAUUCAUCAUAUUCACAAUCACCUUACCCAAAAAUUGAUAAAUUUAUUUCUAAUUUAAUAUUUCCUGGCAAGAUAUUUAGAUAUCACUAUUUUCCAUCUGCCAACAAACUUGUGUAUAGCAUUAUAAAAAAUCGUUAUUGUGGAAAUGUAAAGAGACAGCAUAAAAGGUAUAAAUCAAAUGGUACAAAAUUACCAGAUGAAAUAUACUUUGAAUAUGCUAAAACUUCAAUUGACAAUUUAUCAGAUAGUAAAUUAUUGGAAGUAGCUAAUACUGUUUUUAUAAAUGAAUGA
Molecule: messenger RNA, 729 nt
Organism: Daktulosphaira vitifoliae (grape phylloxera)
Lineage: Eukaryota; Metazoa; Arthropoda; Insecta; Hemiptera; Phylloxeridae
Product: DNA-directed primase/polymerase protein-like
Exons: 3
Coding region: 1-729 (242 amino acids)
Biological process (GO): replication fork processing; response to UV; error-prone translesion synthesis
Cellular component (GO): nucleus; mitochondrial matrix
Molecular function (GO): chromatin binding; DNA-directed DNA polymerase activity
Source: RefSeq, a predicted model, not a curated record